Rhea pennata is the source of this 7539-nucleotide messenger RNA. It is a transcript of the gene CYLD, whose product is annotated as CYLD lysine 63 deubiquitinase. NCBI's taxonomy places the organism in Eukaryota, Metazoa, Chordata, Aves, Rheiformes, Rheidae. Gene Ontology annotation, cellular component: cytosol. Gene Ontology annotation, biological process: protein K63-linked deubiquitination; positive regulation of extrinsic apoptotic signaling pathway; necroptotic process. Gene Ontology annotation, molecular function: cysteine-type deubiquitinase activity; K63-linked deubiquitinase activity. The record is from RefSeq and is a predicted model, not a curated record. The transcript has 17 exons. Bases 320 to 3184 code for a protein of 954 amino acids.
GGGGUGCGGGCCGGGCCGCCGCGCCGGGCGCCGCGGGGGCGUGAGGUGGGUCCGGGGAGUCCCACGGGAGGGCCGAGAGCCGGGCCGGCGAUGCGGAGGUGAGUGAGGGGCCGCGGCGCCUCCGCCGCCCCGGCGCCUUGCUCGGCGGCGUCAGGCUUUCUGCUCUGGAUUUGGUUCUUUUCAAAAUGAAUACUGAACCAUUAAAGACUGGACCCUCCAGUAGAAUUUUUUAAAAUUUUGUUUUAAAAUUCAACAUCUGCUUUGUUUUUUUUUCCUUCUACUUGGAAGCAUCUACACAACUUUUAAAGUUUUAAUCACAAUGAAUUCGGGUUUAUGGAGUCAAGAAAAAGCAAGUUCCUCCUACUGGGAAGAGCGUAUCUUUUACUUGCUUCUCCAAGAAUGCAGUGUCAUAGACAAACAGACUCAAAAGCUCUUGAAAGUGCCGAAAGGUAGCAUAGGCCAGUUUUUUCAAGACCGUUCUUCUAUGGGGCACUCCAGAAAUAUUCCUUGUAAAGGCAAGAAACUGCAGGUUGGAUUAAAGAUUCUGGAACAACCUCAUGCAAUCCUGUUUGUGGAUGAGAAGGAUGUUACAGAAAUAAAUGAAAAAUUGGCUGAGCUACUUUUGGCCAUUACUAACUGUGAGGAAAGAUACAGCCUGUUUAAGAGCAAAAACAGGUUAACUAAAGGUGUCCAAAUAGAUAUUGGCUCAGCUGUUAGAGUACAGCUGAGGUCAGGAGAAGAGAAAUUUCCUGGAGUUGUUCGCUUCAGAGGACCCUUGUUGCAAGAAAGGUCCCUAACAGGGAUAUACUUUGGAGUAGAGCUACUGGAAGAAGGUCGUGGCCAAGGCUUUACUGAUGGACAGUACCAAGGCAAGCAGCUUUUCAGAUGUGAUGAGGAUUGUGGGGUUUUUGUUGCUUUGGACAAACUGGAGCUGGUGGAAGAUGAUGACAAUGAACUGGAAAGUGAUUAUGCAGCUCCAGUUGACACAAUGCAGGUAGAACUUCCUCCUCUGGAGAUCAACUCUAGGGUUUCUCUGAAGAUAGGAGAGAGUAUAGAGUAUGGGACAGUUAUAUUCUGUGAUGUCUUACCAGGAAACGAAAGUUUAGGAUACGUUGUUGGAGUGGACAUGGAUAAUCCUAUUGGAAACUGGGAUGGAAGAUAUAACGGAAUACAGCUGUGCAGUUUUGCAAGUGUUGAAAGUACACUCCUUUUGCAUAUUAAUGAUGUUAUACCAGAAACUGUGUCGCAGGACAGGAGACCUCCCAAGCUUGCCUAUACCUCAAGAGGUGGUGGUGACAAAAGCUUGUUCAACCACAGUAAGCCAAAAGCUGCAGGAUCUACCUCUGAACCUGGGAAUAGAAACAGAUCUGAAGUCUUCUACACAUUAAAUGGCUCAUCAGUUGAUUCUCAACCUCAAAUGAAAACAAAACCUCCAUGGUAUAUUGAUGAAGUUGCUGAAGACCCUGCAAAAUCGCUCACUGAUUCUUCUCCAGGAUUUGGGCAUUCUUCACCACCUCUGCAGCCACCUUUAACAAACUCUGUGUCUACAGAAAACAGAUUUCACUCCCUCCCUUUUAGUUUGACAAAAACCUCGAGUACUAAUGGUAGUAUUGGACACAGUCCUCUCUCUUUAUCUGUUCAGUCAGUCAUUGGUGAUGUAAAUACUACAGCUAACCAGGACAGUCCAUCAACAGCAGGUCCUAUCAGUAACUCGCAUGGUCUUGAAGCAGGUUCGCUGGCUGAAGUUAAAGAAAAUCCUCCUUUCUAUGGAGUAAUUCGCUGGAUUGGCCAGCCCCCCGGAGUAAACGAAGUAUUAGCUGGACUAGAACUGGAAGAUGAAUGUGCAGGUUGUACAGAUGGAACGUUUAAAGGAACUCGAUACUUCACUUGUGCUCCAAAGAAAGCUCUUUUUGUUAAACUCAAAAGCUGCAGGCCAGAUUCCAGGUUUGCCUCACUGCAGCCAGUUUCCAACCAGAUUGAACGCUGCAACUCUCUAGCCUUUGGAGGAUACUUAAGUGAAGUGGUAGAAGAAAACACUCCUCCAAAAAUGGAAAAAGAAGGUUUAGAGACAAUGAUUGGAAAGAAGAAGGGUAUCCAGGGUCAUUACAACUCCUGUUACUUAGACUCUACCUUAUUCUGCCUGUUUUCUUUCAGCUCCGUUCUAGACACAGUGUUACUCAGACCUAAGGAAAAAAAUGAUGUAGAGUAUUAUAGUGAGACUCAAGAGCUGUUGCGGACGGAGAUCGUGAAUCCUCUUAGAAUAUAUGGAUAUGUCUGUGCUACAAAAAUAAUGAAACUGAGGAAAAUACUUGAAAAAGUUGAGGCUGCAUCAGGAUUCACUUCAGAAGAAAAAGAUCCAGAAGAAUUUUUGAAUAUCUUAUUUCACCAUAUUUUAAGAGUUGAGCCCCUGUUGAAAAUAAGAUCAGCAGGUCAGAAGGUACAAGACUGUUACUUCUAUCAAAUUUUCAUGGACAAAAAUGAGAAAGUUGGAGUCCCAACAAUCCAGCAGUUACUGGAAUGGUCUUUCAUUAACAGCAACUUGAAGUUUGCAGAGGCACCUUCUUGCCUGAUUAUUCAGAUGCCUCGAUUUGGGAAAGACUUCAAAAUGUUCAACAAAAUUUUUCCCUCUCUGGAAUUAAAUAUAACAGAUUUACUUGAAGACACUCCCAGACAGUGCCGUAUAUGUGGAGGGCUUGCUAUGUAUGAGUGCAGAGAAUGCUAUGAAGAUACUGAUAUUUCUGCUGGGAAAAUCAAGCAGUUCUGCAAAACCUGCAACACCCAAGUUCAUCUUCAUCCCAAGAGACAGAGUCAUAAAUUCAAUCCAUUGUCACUUCCUAAAGAUCUGCCAGACUGGGAUUGGCGACAUGGUUGCAUCCCAUACCAGAAGAUGGAGUUGUUCGCUGUUCUCUGCAUAGAAACAAGCCACUACGUCGCUUUUGUUAAAUAUGGGAGGGAUGACUCUGCCUGGCUUUUCUUUGACAGCAUGGCAGAUCGGGAUGGAGGUCAGAAUGGUUUUAACAUUCCACAAGUUACUCCAUGUCCAGAAGUUGGUGAAUACCUAAAGAUGUCUCUAGAAGAACUGCAUUCACUGGAUUCCAGGAAAAUCCAAGGCUGUGCACGAAGACUGCUUUGUGAUGCUUAUAUGUGCAUGUAUCAGAGUCCAACCAUGAGUUUAUACAAAUGAACAAUGGUCUCUGGAAAACUGAAGUAACAGUACAGAGAUUUCUGCUGUUGCAUUUACUGUACUCCUUGGUUAGUUGUAAUGCAGCCGUUGCUGGCAAUGGAUGCGAAGACAAGGAAGAAGUUGACUCUGAGAAAAAAGGAUUACUGUUCCAAAAACUACAUGUGGAGUUUUGUCAUUGAAGUAUUUAAGCAUUUUGCACUCUAGGAAGUGUGCUUGUGUGUGUUUGUUUUAUAAACAAAGUUUAAAUGAAGUUAUUAAAACUUAAAGCUUUAAGUUAAGUGCAUUGAUUAUAUACAGACUUUUUUGAAAAUAAGUGGAAUUGUAUCAGGAGAAAACUCCUUAGUCCUUUAAGAAUGUAAAGAUAAUGUGUUCUCACUUGGUUUAUUUCUGUGGACCAAGGAUGAUGAAUUUCUUCUGGUCCCCCCAACACCUGUGCACCACUGCCACCAUCGCAUCCUCCAUCCAUCUAGCACCAUAAAUUAACUGCCUUCAGGAGAGAAUAACUACUGCUUUAGUUUUAAAUUGUUCAUUGCAUAUUUUUUCCAUUAGUCUACUCCAUUACAUUCAGUCACACAUUCACAUUUUAAAGAAAUUAAUAUCCAUUUAAAGAUAUAAUUCCUUUCUUGUGAAAAUCAAGCACACAGACUUCAUAUCUGUUUAGGAUUUUUUGAGGGGGGCAAAAAGAGGGUAUUGAGGGGAAGCAUAAUUACUGAAACAGAAAUGCAAGUUAACAGAUGUCUUUUUCUAAUUGUAUAUUUUUAAAGAAACAAAGCAGACUGGAACAGAACAGCAAAUAGAUCCAAAUCACUGGGAGGACAAAACAAAAUACAGAUUGCCUCAGGGAAUGUUACUGAAGUGGACUGUAGUUCUUAGUAAAACAAAACUGACUUUUUUAUGGUAUGUUAAGCUACUACUGGGGGGGGGGGAAAUACAGAAUAUUACAUACUCCCCUCAUUUUUUGGGAUUACUAAUGAAUAUUCAAGACCUUUGCAUGGAAAGAUAAAACCAGAAGUGAAAAUAGUUCAGAAUUUUACUGGAUACCAAGUAGCUAAUGAAAACUAACCAGAAAAACUAAGAAAACUAUCAAUGUUUAAAAAAAAAAAAAAAAAAAAGGUGGAAGUCUAUUGGUGCCAGUUUGCAAUGAAAAAGUUUUAGUUAAAUACUUCUGUCUGCACUGAUUAGCAAACAUGCAACAUGUGCACUCAGAAAAUCUGAUUGUACAAAUAAGUUAUAAAUUGCAUAUAGAUAAGCUAUACAUUUUCAACUCAAGAAACAUCAAGAUGUUUUGAAAGCUUGCUCAUUGGGAUCAAGUCUCUAGAAGGAAAGGUCAUAAAAUGUAACACAAGAAAACCCAGUUUGAUCUGCUAUUUUAAAGGCAAUGGAGACUGAUCCUGCAUUGUAGAAAAUGUGGUUACUUUGUGGUUCUUGAAAAACCUAAAAUACUUCUUGAGGAUGUACUUUACCACAGGGCAGUGUGGGGCAAGAUUUGAAAAUUAUACCUGAAGGACUAAACCUGUCAGCUCAAAGACUGGAAAGCUGUACUGAGAGAACUAGUCUCUUCCAUUGGCUGCUGGAUGAAGUGUGCUCUUAAUUUUUUCACUCUCAGGAGCAAGGAAGCUUUUUAAAGUAAGUUUCACUGUUUUGCCUCUAGUAGUCUCCUGGCUUCUAUGGUCACUUGCCUCAUUAAUAUAGUCUGUGCUGCUCAGUAAAACUGCUGAUUCUUUAGUUUCACUACCACUUAGUGCUCUUGACUGCUCUUGAAAAACUUCAGACAGGCUUUAGGUGGUAGUUUCGGUAAAUGUCCGCGUCAGUGGAAGGGGUUACUGUCCAUUGGCUCCUCCUUGGCCAUGUACUGUCCUGCUUGGGGACAGAAGCUGCUAAUGCUCAGGUCUGCUGACAGUGAUGCUGUGGAAGCAUCUCUUAGGGAAAAUUAACCCCAAAAGAAUAAUCUGUAAAGAGUGCAUCUUGGCUAGGCCAGUCUGUGUUUGUUAAAGUGGUCUAGAGAACAUUUAUGCAACCUCAGCAGAUGGUAUGGUGACUCAUCCCCUUGUCUGUAUGUUGAAGAGGAAGUCUGGCCACAGCCUCCAGAUAUCAUAAGUGAACUUUUUAAGUAAAGCAAACAGGCAAAAGACAAGAAUACAAAAAAGGCAAGAAUAAUUCAAAUAUAAAAUAAACUUCUAACUCAUUACCUACAAGGUUACAUUGUUCAAUAUCUUCAUCCCUCUAGCCCCAACAUGACUCUCAGCUGUACGGAAAUUGAAAAGCAGUGCCCUCUUACAAACAGGAAGCAAGUAUAAAGGAUUUACAAAAUGAACAAGCACAAACCUGUUUAAAAGGAAGACCACCAGUUUUGAAGAUGUGGACCUUUUCUUCCCUCUGUGUAGUUUUCUCUGUGCAUUAACUUUUGUAUGGGCUGUCUUCAGCUCUUGUACCCUUUUCCUGCAGUUUCACACACAUCACCUAUAAGGUGAUGUAAGUUAUACGCGUACGUACUUCUUGCCUGUUCUUAGCUCAGAGAUACAAUCUUUGAGCUACUAUGACCAGAGGGGGAGAGUUGGGCUUGGCAACCAUUUUAAAGUUUUCUGGAUGAAUAAUCCUAUAGCAAAAUGUAAUCCAUCCUUUUUCACAACUGCAAACAUCUGAUGGCCAUGUUUUUUUGGACUGCAUAUUCUAUUAGUAGAAGUGAAUUUUAAUGUGUAGAUGUAAACAGUCUCUCUGGCUUCUUGUCGCCAAGCUUUUGGCCUUCGAUUGAAAAGGGAAAAGAUGACAUUUGAAAUCUUGCUGUGGUGUACGUGGAGAACUUGCACACAAAAAACUGAGGGAAUUUAAAUGUAUUAUUGCACACACUGACUAAUACUGUGUUUUGAAAUGCAGGCAGUAAAAUACUACCUGCAUUUUGUACUACUUUAUAUUAUUGCAAAGCAGUACAUAGUUUUGCAAACAGUAUAUGGUUAUAUGAUCAGUUUAUUAUUAAGAAGACAGAAAUGUCUUCUGUAGGGUAAAUACUGGUUUUGACAAGUGAGUCUUUCUUCAUUUUAAUCCAAAAAGCUUCUAAGUAUUGCUCUGUGAUGUGCUUCUGCAUAGGACAGUGUAUGCAAAAUGCUAUGGAAACUAACCCUAACUGGUUUCCUUUCUUAGAAGGGGUUAUACAGGCAGAAAGCUAUUUCACUUGUGACAGCAAACCUGUAAAAUAAGUUAUAUACAGGAGUCAUAUAAACUUUUUAGACUUCAGAAUAUAUUGUAGGGGAAUUGAAUAAGCUAUUUUUGACGAAACAGCCUGCAUUUUAAAGCACCUCCUGCUCUUAAGUGUGAUGCCCAAUGAUUCCAGUGACUAAGCACCCAACUUCUCUUUAGUGCAUUUGGGAACCUUCCUUCUCAUUUCUUGGGUAUUUUUUUUUAAUGGUAGGUCUAACCAUAAAUUAAUAGCAUUUAGAGGAUUACUUCAUUGUUCAGCUCUUAAACAUUGCUAACAAUGGCCUUAAUCUAUGAGUAAGGAAACAAAGAAAAUACAGUUCCUGACAGCCUGUAAAAAUAUAAAGUACCUUUUUAUAACUGGGGAGAGAAACUGCGCCCCUAUUCUUAACUCUCAGCCCCUACUCCACCAAUCAAUUUUAGAAACUGAGACUCAGUGGAAAACUGAACAAAUCUCUGCAGUACUUACUGCUUAUUUUGAACCUGGGGGAUAAAGGGUAUUAAUUAAAGGUGCUGCCUUGCAUGUUGCUGUAGGGAACAGUGUAGGCUGCAUCAGAAUGCUGCCAUCUUUUGGUGUGGGAGAUGGUAAGAGGAAAAAAUACAUAUGUUCAGUUAAGAUAUUUCUAAUAUAUUUGUGACACUGGUUCUGAGCGCUUGAAAACAGUACUGUGUUUUACUAAAUAGGCUGAGAGAUUGCCAAUUUAAGCAAGUACUGUGUAACAGGAAUUACUCAUAAUCUUAACUGUUUGGUUCAUUUCAAUGCACUUAUUUUUCUUGUGCACUUUAUACUCUGCUGAGUAGAUGAACUUGGUAACCACGUCUCUAAUGAUAGCCUGUUUAAUAUAAUGUUAAGGCACAACAUGCUGCAAAUGAGAAUUUUAUGGUUUCAGAACUGACUUGGUGUAAAAGGCAGCCUUGAAGGCUGAGUGUAUUUUUACCAUUGUAACAAAGCAUGUUUCACCGUGCUCUUGAUAUUUUGCUAAAUAAACAUCCCAUGUUUUGUGCACCAAUGGUUUCUUAAACUUACAGAUGCUAUCUCAAAGAAUUGAUUAGGGAAACGGUUGUAUCAGGUUGCCCUGGACUAGCCUUAUUUCCCUCUCCCCCCCCCACCCCCCAGUAAUGUUAGAGAAACGAGCUGCUGCUGGAAAGGAAUGUACCGUAUG